This is a messenger RNA of Acaulospora colombiana, 3792 nucleotides long. The record is from the annotation of a GenBank genome assembly. Lineage: Eukaryota; Fungi; Glomeromycota; Glomeromycetes; Diversisporales; Acaulosporaceae.
AUGCUGAGAAAAGAAUAUAGCACUCGAAAAUAUAACGAGAAACAAUUUGUCACGACUACAAAUCUUCAUUGCAUCCAACGCGACACCGAUCAUCUAGCAGCGCAAAGGCUCCGUUCCGAUCAACCCAAGAGAGGGAUAACGGAGAGUCACCCUGCUUAUAUGAACACGUCCCUACCAACGAAAUGGGCACACUAUAUCCUUGAGCGACAAGAUUCGGACCUUGAUACGCUAUGGGAAGACAUGGUGGACCAAAACAAUCAAGCAGGAGGGGGUCCCUUUCCAUUCACCAAAGGCACCGUAAAGCACUACAUGGAUCAUUUACUCAGAACCAAUGAUACCGGUCAUGUAGGCUCAGCUAAUGAGCCCAAUAUUGGGUUAGAAGGUGAUGACACUACCCAUGACCCCUGUCCACCCCCCGCCUUUAUGGAUGAAGAACUCGAAGGAAUGGACAUAGAUACUUGGGUCGACGAAGGAGACUCUAUUCCACCUGUUCUUCCACCAGGAAAAGAUAGCGACGACAAUGGCGAUGAAGAGUCCGAAUAUUAUGGCGCCAUUUCACCUGGACCUUUAGGGGAGAUGUCUCAAGAAGUGAAUGGAAAGAGUUAUGACGAAGGAGACAACCAACAGAUCAAAGCGGCACUCGAUCUCUUGGCUUCUUUAGGUCACGAUAUGGAACCGGAUGAGGUCGAAGAGUUCGAUGCGAGUCUCUUGAUCCUGAAGCGAGGAAUAUACGACCCGGUAGCUUCCGAGUUCAGAGACCCUCUGUAUAUGGCUCUGUUUGCUCUUUCGGAGAAAGUGACUGCGGACGGGGCAAGACUUUCAGCUCGAUUUGUAACAGUUUAUCGUUAUACACGCAUUUUGGCUUACAAGUUAUGUGAUAUGGACAUUUUAACCUGCCAAACUCAGAAACGACCACAACCCAGUUGUCCGCUCUGUAUACGACGUUCUCCUCAUUCAAUGUCUGGUUCAGAUCCAAAAGGUUGCAUCUCGUGCAGACAGCCUUGGAAGCUCGUUUCGCGUGCCCGUAGGGUUUGGAUGAGCGACGCAGGGCAAAGGGACAGCCUCCUAUUGUGGUGCGAGGCGUGCUAUUCAAAGCGAACCACAACUAUCGACAACCCAUACUGUGACCAAGAAGGGGAAGAAUUAGACGCGUCGACUCUGCCUAGCAAAAUAGUGUCGUUCACAGCAUUAGAAGAAGAGUUGCGCCUGCUUGGGCAACAGGCAGGAUGGACAGAUUUCUCGAUCGUGAUUCAUGACCUCUGGCAGGGAGAAGAUGAAGGAAUGCGGAGAAUUUGCUUACAGCUCAGCACUCUAGUCCAUGAACAUACGGGAUACAAAUUUACGUCCAGAGCAAACAAGGGGAAGAAGAGAGCGCCGUCUCCUUCGCUUUCAUCAUCGGAUCUGACAUCGCUGGAUUCUUCCUCGUCACUGGAUUCUUCAUCCGAGGCCGGUGGCGAUGACAAUAAUGACUUCGACUCUGAACCCGUAGCCUCCCGUAUGAAUGAAGAUCACGCCGGGACAGCGCCUUACAAAACCGUGUCGUUCGCAACGUUCAAGGAGGAAUUACACCUUCUUGGUCAACAACCAGAUUGGAAACGAUUUUCAGCCGUGAUUCAUGGCUUAUGGAAAGGAGAGCGCGAAGGAAUACGAGCUACUGGGUUGAAAAUUAGCGCCUUAGUUCAUGAACAGACGGGAUAUAGAUUUGACCCCACGUCCGUUGAUCAGUCUUUACUUGACAACAACGAGAGGCAGAUCACAAGGCGACCCAAAGGGUCGGUUCGGGUAAGAACAGAGCGGAUUAUCGAAUGGAACGAUUCCCUUGCCAAGGCGCAGGAAAAUACAUUUUUGAUCACCAAUCUCACGAAGUCCAUGUCCACCUAUCCCAUAGAAUAUGCCAUCCACCAUAUUUCUCAGUUGUUAUUCGUAUUUCACAUCGCUCUCAUUCAGCUAUGGAACGAAAUCGUGAAUGACAACGAACAAAAUGGUGGCGGUCCUCUCUUGUUCACUAGGCAAGCAGUGGGCCAUUACCUGAAAAAGAAGGUUAGGAGGGGCAAGAGGAAGAGGACACCAUCAGUAUCGUCAUCGGAUUUGACGUCCUUGGAAUCUUUGUCGGAGUCUAGAGUCGACCUAGAUGAGGAUGGGGAUGCCGGUCGUCCCUACUCACCGCCUGCAUUCAUGAGUGAUUAUGGGGAUGUGACGGAUGCAGAGGUGUGGGUCAACGGAGAAGGCUCCAGUCGGGCUCCCUCACCGUCCAUCAUUCAGGACGAGGUGAAUGAUCCAGGGAUUCAAGAUCCUAUCAGAUUAUUGGUCUCUAAAGAAACUUGUGGCGAGGAAAGAGGUCAAACUAUCAGAGAUGCACUUGAACUGUGGACCUCAAUAGGAUCUAAUAUGGACCCAGAUGUAAUGGAGGCAUUCGAUGAAGGCAUCCUGAACUUGAAGAACGCACUUCGCCGGCACAAGCAACGGGAGCUGUAUAUGGUUCAAUAUUCAUCGCAAUAUAGAAUGUACCUAAAUAAGAAGUCUUACAAUGAUGAAGAAAAGAGAGCAGGAGCCGCGUCACUACCCCCCAAAGUUGUCCCGCUCAAGGCAUUCAAAGAAAGGAAGUCCCAAGAACCAUUGAAUCAAUCCCUCUCAGUUGAAUUACCACUUGAAGAAGAAAUAAGCGAUUUCAUCGGGGACGAGGAGGGACGAUCUGGAACUGACUAUGUAAACCGUAUACUUGCACUUCAUUUAACUUGUUUAAUCAUAGUACCUGAUAAGUUUCUUAGUAUUUCUCCAAGCGCAAGGCUGCACAUUCAUAUAGAAGAAGACUAUCUGGCACGAACGGCUUUCAGCCUUAGGGCCGGGAAAGGUGACCCUUGGUUAAACUUCGAUCUAUUGGGUCUUCUGAUCACUGGAAGUUCAAUGGGAUCAUCGAAAGUCUCAAAAACCAAAGCAGGACCAAAGGGUACUCCUCUGUCACGUUGUGAGGCAUGUCAUUGGGCAAGAUUUAAGUCUAACAAUCGAUCAAAUCGCAAUGCGGAUCUCCUGCCACAGCCAUCCAAGAUCAUAACGUUUGCUGCAUUCAAAGAGGAACUGCACCUACUCGGCCAACAACUGGACUGGAACUCCUUCUCGGCCGUCAUUUCUGACAUUUGGAAUGGAGAUAGUCAAGACGUUCGGGCCAUUUUUUCCCGUAUCAGUGCUCUCGUCCAUGAACAUACCGGUUACAAGUUUAUUCACAACAACAGCACUAGGAGUUACAAGAUGGGAACACCGCCAGAGGCUAUACAGCUUUCCUGCAAGCAACGUGACCCUUGUCUGCCGCCUCGAAAGCUCAAUCAAAAGAUACCAAAGACUAACAGUAAACUUCCAACAAAACGUUUUCUAUGCAAUGGCAGAGGUAUAAUUAUAUUUGACCGUCAAUCUCGUCAAGUUUCCGUACAAUUGUCCCAUCAAAGCCGUCACCCUCCCUACCUGAGCACCGGCAUCCCAGCCAAAUGGAUAAAAUUUAUUAUUGAAAGACAAGAAUGGCACUUUAGCGAUCUGCUUUGGAAGGCGAUUGUAGAGGAGAAUGAACGAAAUGGCGGCGGUCCGCUCCUGUUCACUGAAAAAAUGGUGACCAAUUUCUUUGGAAGAUUCCUUGUGAACAGAAAAGGAAAGGGUGAGGGUUACGACGAAAUAGACAUAGAUACUUGGGUCCACGAAGGAGACUAUAUCCCAUCGCUGGUUAAUGAUGGAAAUGCCGGUGAAGAUGAGAGCCCUGAAGAUGAAGGUCCCAUUGUAGGCGCACUCUGGGGGAAUAAAGGGAAG